Molecule: messenger RNA, 1031 nt
Organism: Strongylus vulgaris
Lineage: Eukaryota; Metazoa; Nematoda; Chromadorea; Rhabditida; Strongylidae
Source: the annotation of a GenBank genome assembly
AUGGCAUAUGGAUUCGAAAUUCUUCGACCACAGCUCGCUGCACCAGCUCAAAUGCCUCAUGUUUUAUCAUCCUUGGAUGAGAUCUCAUUGUCCUUUGGUCCACACGCUGAGCGCAUUGAGAAGCUCAUCCUUGACGAUAUAAAUGCUGACCGACUUUAUCGCGAAAACCAUCCUCUCUCAGCGAAAGGCGAACCAAUGCAAGUAUUGGAGCGAAGAUUAAGGAUUGGCGUCCAUAACAGUUUCACUUUUCUAUUUGAACCUCUGGUUGUCCACUUAUCUUCGCUUGAUGAACAUCUUCGUGGCUCGCAUUCACUUCGACGGAAAGGUCGACCUAUGAGCAGAAGCAGUAGCGAUAUAAGGCAUGCAUCUGAGAUGAACUCGUUGUUUGUGCGAUCGCGGGUUUCGCUACCAAAAAUAGCAGAUGACGACCGGCUGGUGAUAGUUUUUGCGCUUGAUUAUCUUCUGGGGCUGCGAUCAAGCGAUAAGAGCGUUAUCCACAGCCAGUCGGUGAUUGUGUGUUGGGGAGCUUGGCAGCCUUUCUCGAAUCGUCCACAGUUACAUCUGAACGGGAGGAUCCAAGCGUCAGUUUCUCUAAUUGGUGGUCCUCGUCCGAAUCCGGAAGAGAGCUUAUGUUUCAAGAAUUUGCUACACCUCUAUCGUAGAGAUGACAGCAUAUUUACUGAGAGUGCACCAAAGAUAACUAUUCAGUUUAACUUUAUCUUGGAGGAUACGCGCUUCUACGAUUCUUUAUCGCGUUCCACUAUUCCAACGCCUGCACCGCGUCGAGAGAUUUUGGACGACGACACGUCUAAGGAAACUCCUAAGAAAGUUAGAGACUCAAAACGUGAUGAAGAGCCAGGGCCGGAGCCAAUUGAGGAUGAGGAGAUGCUGCCACCCAUCAUCACCAAGAAGCCGACGAAAAUCACAGCUCCGAAACUGAUCCAGAAAAUAGAUAGCAUCAUUGAGCAGGAAUCACCUCGUCAAAACUUACCAUUGCAUUAUAUUCUUCCUGUAAAAGAAGCUAGGUAACG